Mycena citricolor is the source of this 4640-nucleotide messenger RNA. The record is from the annotation of a GenBank genome assembly. Lineage: Eukaryota; Fungi; Basidiomycota; Agaricomycetes; Agaricales; Mycenaceae.
GCUUUUAUACGUCAAAACACCCCCUAACAGAUCAAACGCGCUAUGGUCGUCCUCUUGUUAUUUCGAGUAACGUCUCUACUCUCAAUGCACGCUAUUCAUCUCCCACUCCUCUGCUGCCAUGCCAAAUCGACCCUGCGCGGCCCGACGCCUCAUUCGCAACGGGCUGUCGCCAGAGUUCCUUGAAGAAAGUAAGAGAUAUUCCCAGACAUUGCUCAGAGCCUGUCGGGUCGAAGUUCCGAGACACGACGAGAGGAGACACCAAAAUAACGCGAUUGGGAGUUACAAAAGACCGACGAAGAGUAGCAUUAUGGGGAAGAGAGCAGCCAUGUCGGAUUCACUGGUUUGCAUGAAGUCUGUUUGAGAGCUGAGCGCUGAGGGACAGUGGCGGAGACAGAAACGACUGACUGACGGAGAUAAGGAUAAGAAGUGGUCUUGAGCUGGAACGGUUUUGUCUGUUCUGAGUUGCCCUCGAGUGCAGCAGUGAUAGAGUUGACGCUAACCUCGACCGAUCCUGGUGUACCGUUGCCUCGGGUCUCACCGACAACUUCUCUCUACAGCCCAGCGACUCUGAAUAUGAGCGAAAAACGACUCUCCAUCUCGAGUACCUCAGUCCGAACGUGUAGCCAUCCAGUCAGUAGUCGUACCUUCCCAAGCAAAAGCCCGAGCCGACGCCCACGUUACUCCAGACCGACACAGUGAUCCCUUUCACCUCAAAGCGGCGUUGAAAUCGCCGGCAGAGAUCGAUGAAUUGCGACGAAGGAGGAAAGGCAAGCGUUUGGCGGCCUACCAGGACAAUCAGAAUACUUUGAUCGAAUAUCUUUUGAAACCCAUGGAAGAGCAUACCCAGGAUGCUCGCGCAGAGGAAGAUGCUGCCCGCCUUCCGGUCAAGAUUGCUGUGUGGGCUAGUCUGGUCGUUAAUGCAUGUCUUUGCGUUUUACAAUUGUAUGCCGCCAUCUCUUCUCUCUCGCUUUCGAUUCUUGCCACGGCAAUUGAUGCGGUCUUCGACAUCGGGAGCAACAUCCUCCUCUUCUGGCUCCACAAGAAGGCUGAUGGGCUAGAUGAGAACAAAUGGCCUGUCGGCGGAGCCCGCCUGGAAACUAUUGGAAAUAUUGUCUAUGUCGCUAGUAUGGGCUCUGUUAACCUAGUAGUCAUCGUGGAAUCAGUCCAGUCGCUGAUCACCAAGAAAAACGACAACCUGAAGACAUUCUUCCUGCCCUCCAUCUUGGCAGUCGCGGCAGCUCUGGCGGCAAAACUCGUUCUGUUCGUGUACUGUUUUUCUCUGAGGAAGAGAUCGAGCCAAGUCCAUGUCCUUUGGGAGGAUCACCGAAACGAUUUAUUCGUGAAUGGCUUCGGUAUAUUGAUGUCUUGUGGCGGCAGCAAACUACGAUGGUACUUGGACCCGAUGGGUGCUAUCAUCAUUGCUCUAGGCGUAAUCGUUUCCUGGAUACUGACGAUCCACGGUCAAUUCGAGCUGUUGGCGGGGAAAUCAGCGCCGUUUGAGUUUCUUCAACUCCUGGUAUACAAGUCCUCGACAUUUAGUCCCGAGAUCCAGAAGGUCGACACUGUACGAGCUUACCAUACUCGAAUCCAGGACUAUUUCGUCGAGAUUGAUAUCGUCAUGGAUGCGAGCACCCCGCUGUCGAAAGCACACGAUAUCAGCCAAGCACUGCAGGACAAGAUUGAAGUUCUCCCGAACGUUGAGAGAGCGUUCGUGCAUGUAGAUUAUGAGACAUCACACACCCCGGAGCAUCGAAAGACUAGAUUAUCAGGAUAACGAUUUUGUCCCUCUGUCUGCAACAUAGUUUUAUUCAAGCUUGCAUUCAGUGUUGUAUCAGAACGCCAACGGUUGAUCAGACACUAUUAGGGGUACCAUACCUCACUCAGCUUUCUUCGAGCCACAUCUUGCCAUCUCCGUUUGCACAACUGCCUUCUAUCUGCACGCCCUCUGCGAGGUUUUUCAUCUUCAUCAUUAUUUACAACCCUACUGCACAUUUUAUCGCCAUGAGUCCGUUAGUUGUAUCACGCUCAAGACGCGACAACACGCCCACAUCCUCUGUCUCGCCUAUACCACAAGACUCACAAGUCGCUACCUCCGAUCCUCAUGCAAAUACUACACUGUCAAGUGACCCGACAACAAUCAUAAUUUGUCUCGCGUUUCUCGUAUUCGUGCUCUGGGUUAUCGCCAUCUGCCUCUUUGCUCCUGGGAUCCACAAAAAGUGGAAAGAACGCCGUGCCAAGAAGCAACAGCAACGCGACGCGAAACUAAAGGCUCAGGCACUCGCCGAGACUCAAAAAUUCCGUGGACUUGGAUUUGGUUACGAAGGACUGAGCCGGGCCGAGCUAGAACGAUUCAGGCAGAAGGAGGAACAGGACGGAGACAGAUCAUACGUUCGACAGUCGCUCCAUCCACCGUCUCUAUGCCAAAUUCCCAUUAUCCCUCCUAUCACUAUCCCAGACAAGAUUCAAGUCGAACAGGACGGUGAGGGGGGACAGGAGAAGAACAAGUCAGACUUGGCACACGACAAGAAACUGCUCGCUCCGCUAGACCAGUUCACAGAGAUCUCUCUCGACACGUUGCCGGAAUACGAGCGGGGCGAGUACCAGAGCAACUGUCUCCCUGACCCAAAAGAGGACUCGGCGUCGAUGAUCGGAGGAAAUUGCAAAUGGCGAAAUGAAACAGGGCAACAUGGGGAUGAGUGACAUCAUCGAUGUUGUCGGACACGCUGUACUGCAUUUCUGGUCGUUUAUUCCGUUCACAAAUUCGUAUCAAGCUCGAGAAGUAGCACGCGCUGUGAGUGCACAUGCGGUUAGCGCGAGAUGUCCAAAUGAGGAAGCAACCUGGCAAGCGAUUCAACGAAGACAAACAAUCACCCCGAAAGUCUGACCGCGAGGAGCACUCAAUAAAUUAAGACGAAACCUUCCCCUUCUCCAAUCAUAUUAGCCGUUUUUUCUCUUCUCAUUUCUUCGAGGCUCUCCCGCCGCUCUCCUUGAGUCUCUCUCUCUCUCCACACUUCACUUUCCUCCGAACGGCAACCAGGCCUUUGGAUACGAACUUACGACGUGACACGAAGCACGAACUCGCUCUUCACAACCUCAUCGCCGACCUAGCUCCCAGUCUGCAUCAUGGAGACCAAAAACCAGGAUCCCGAAGAGUUCUACGUCAAGCAAGACCGGAUCGGAAAGGGCUCGUUCGGAGAGGUUUACAAAGGAUACGACAAGCGGACGCAGAAGACGGUCGCUAUCAAGAUCAUCGACCUAGAAAGUGCAGAGGACGAGAUUGAGGAUAUCCAGCAGGAGAUCCAGAUUCUCUCCCAGUUGGACUCGCCACAUGUUACCAAAUAUCAUGGCUCCUACCUGAAGGGAUCCAAUCUAUGGAUCGUCAUGGAAUAUUGCUCCGGCGGCUCGUGCUCAGACUUGAUGAAACCCGGUGUCUUCCGGGAGGAGUACAUCGCUAUCAUAGUGCGGGAGUUAUUGCGGGGCCUGGAGUAUUUGCACAGCGAGGGAAAGCUCCAUCGGGACAUCAAGGCUGCCAACAUCCUCCUCUCCGCGGGAGGCGAGGUCAAAUUGGCCGACUUCGGUGUCUCGGGUCAGCUUUCGGGGACGCUCUCUGCGAAGAAGAACACAUUCGUCGGUACACCAUAUUGGAUGUCUCCUGAGGUCAUCAAGCAGAGUGGGUAUGAUCACAAGGCUGAUAUCUGGAGUCUGGGUAUCACCGCAAUCGAACUGGCCAAGGGCGAGCCGCCAUAUGCGGAAUUGCAUCCCAUGAAGGCACGUGCUCCUGUGGUUAACGAACAUCGGCCAUCUGCUCGGGACCUCCUGAAGCACAAAUUCGUGCGCAUGGCGAAGAAGACAAGCUAUCUGACAGAACUGAUCGAACGACACGAGCGAUGGAAGGCUGAAGGAGGGGACGGUCGUGACGAAGACGACUACCGCGCCGUGCCAGAAGUUCCUGCCAGUGGCGAUCCAGAAGAUCUCUGGGACUUUGGGACAGUGCGCCAUGUUGCAACUGUCGGACGGGCGCAACAGAAUCCGGUGCAAGUGUCUGGGCCUCCUCUCACCUGGGAAAACGACGGCAAGAGACGCGCUGAGAACUCAUCCGUAUCUUCAGGGUCGUCCAGCACGUACCUUUCUUCGAGCUCUUCCAUCACGGUCAAGGGCGAGCUUCCGCCCCUGCCGCGACAAGUCGAUCAACAGGCCACAGUCCGGCACAUGCCAUCGGAUGGCCGAGGAAGCCACAUGCCUGGUCAGCGUCAACCGUCAGACGAGUACGACGAGGAUUUCGAAGACGACGAAUACGCAGCAGCGCAUCUAGCGGACAAGGUCAGCCAAGUGCAGCUCGAGGAUGAUCUGCCGGACACGACCAUGCUGGACUCUGUCAUCCUGCCUGCGAUCGCGUCGCUGUUCCCGCGUGUGUCCUCGCAAGAAGCAAGAGUUGCGCUGAGUGCUCUGCAGCGGGCAUUCACGGACGCCGAGAGGAUCAUCCCUGGGGUGACAAUGGAGCUCGUGAACGAGAUUGUGGACUCGGUUGAGCAUGUCGAAGACGAACGAUGAUAGCACUCGCAUAAUUUCCCCACCAUCACAUACAACAACUCUGCCUGCUUUCUGUAUAAGUAAUAAUCCGAUGCAUGUCAUGAAGGCUG